AGUCAAGCGCAUUAUACUGUUAUCAAAGCAGGAAGUGGUGUUACACGGAAAAGGGUCCGGUUUCUAUUGUUUACGUUGAUAGAAAACAGCUAGCUAGCUAAUAUUCAUUACGAUACCUAGUCAGAAACAGAAAUGAUAAUGAAACCAGCGGUGGACGAGAUGUUCCCUGAAGGCGCCGGACCUUAUUUGGAUCUAGACGAGGCAGGGGGCAGCAGCGGUCUGCUCAUGGACCUGGCAGCAAAUGAGAAAGCAGUGCACUCAGACUUCUUCAACGACUUUGAGGAUCUGUUUGAUGAGGAGGACCUGCAGUGAAUGAGGAAGACCCUAUAUACCCAUGAUCACCUGUGUGUGUGUGUGUGUGUGUGUUUUGUGUGUGUGUGUGUGUGAGAGAGACAUUACAAUCGUAAGAACUGUGAAACCAGAACCAUUUUCAUGGUGGAAGUGCUUUUGAAGAACCCCACCUCAUUUCCACUGUGUUUGUUAAAUAAAGCCUUUUCUAAAAA
This is a messenger RNA of Coregonus clupeaformis (lake whitefish), 503 nucleotides long. Its product is annotated as COP9 signalosome complex subunit 9-like. NCBI's taxonomy places the organism in Eukaryota, Metazoa, Chordata, Actinopteri, Salmoniformes, Salmonidae. The record is from RefSeq and is a predicted model, not a curated record. The transcript has 3 exons. Gene Ontology annotation, biological process: negative regulation of protein neddylation. Bases 133 to 312 code for a protein of 59 amino acids.